UCGCAAUCCGCUUGCCAGGCGGUAUAUAAGGCUUGAGCCUUCCCCGGGCCGUCAUUAGAGAUGUGAUCUUUAACAGACAGGCGCACCGCGCUCGAGAUUAAUUCUUACAGAUUUCCGCAGGCACUCCGGGACGAGAAAAAGACCAUCAACAUGGUGAUCCUUACAACCGAGCAGAAGAUGCAAGUGAUGGAGCGGAGAGACAACAUCCGCAACAUCUCCGUCAUCGCCCACGUCGACCACGGCAAGACGACCUUGACCGACUCCCUGCUAGCACGUGCAGGGGUGAUCUCAGGAACACAGGCGGGGGAAAAACACGCGACAGAUACACGGGCUGAUGAACAGGAAAAGGGCAUCACCAUCAAGUCAACCGCCAUUUCCCUGUUUUAUGAUGUCGACGUGGACACGAUGUCGCAUGUGCCGGGUGUGAACGCUGAUGCUGACAACUUGUUUGUAGUCAACCUCAUCGACUCCCCUGGUCACGUGGACUUCUCAUCUGAAGUGACGGCAGCGCUCCGCAUCACCGACGGCGCAAUGGUCGUGGUCGACUGCAUCAGUGGUGUGUGUGUCCAGACUGAGACUGUCCUGAGGCAGGCGUUGGUGGAGCGGAUCAAGCCGGUGUUGAUGAUGAACAAGCUGGACCGCGCGUUCUUCGAGACGCAGCUGGCACCGGAAGAACUGUACCAGACGCUCAGGAAGAUUGUUGAGGAUGUCAACGUCAUCCUUGCAACCUAUGAAGACUCCAUGUCCACCAUGGGCGAUAUAAUGUUGAGUCCUGCCAAGGGCAACGUCUCCAUGGGCUCCGGUCUGCAGGGCUGGGGCUUCAACCUGCGGCAGUUCGCCCGGAUGUACGCCAAGAAGUUCGGUGUUAAGGAGGAGAAGAUGAUGUCCCGCCUGUGGGGAGCAAACUUCUACGACCCCACGACGAAGAGGUGGCGCGCCGCAAAGGGAGAGAAUGGAGAGAGGGGUUUUAACAAGUUCGUGGUGGAGCCCUUGUUCAAGGUUCUGUCCUUGGCAAAGGCUGGAGACAAGGAGCAGACGAGAAGUCUUCUGGAGAAGCUUGGCGUGAAUGUCAAGGCCGAAGACAUGGAUCGGGAGGGCAAGGAGUUCAUGCGUGGCAUGAUGAAGAAGUGGCUGCCGGCCGCUGACGCAAUGCUGGACAUGAUCCUCACCCACCUGCCGUCCCCCGUGACCGCUCAGAGAUACAGGACGGCAGUGCUCUAUGAAGGGCCCCAGGAUGAUGUUGUGGCGCUGGGAAUGAAAAACUGCGACCCCGAGGCACCCCUGAUGCUGUAUGUCUCCAAGAUGGUCCCGUCAACGGACAAGGGCCGCUUCUACGCCAUCGGCAGGGUGUUCUCCGGCCGGGCCUUCACAGGACAAAAGGUCCGCAUAAUGGGCCCCAACUAUAGCCCUAACGUUGAGAAGAAGACAGAUUUCUACGACAAGAACAUUGCCAGCACGGCCAUAAUGAUGGGUGGGACUGUCCUCCGCGUGGACAGUGUUCAGUGCGGCAAUCUGGUGGGAUUGGUCGGCAUUGACAAGUACCUACUGAAGACAGGCACCGUAACUACCUACAUGCAGGCCCACCAACUCAAGGUUCUGAAGUUUUCCGUGAGCCCGGUGGUGCGCGUGGCGGUGGACGUGGUGAACCCGGCCGACCUGCCCCGCCUGGUGGAGGGGCUGAAGCGGCUGUCCAAGGCCGACCCUAUGGUGCAGUGCAUCUCGGAGGAGGGGCAACACAUCGUGGCAGGGGCCGGGGAGCUCCACCUGGAGAUCUGCCUCCAGGACCUGGAGAAGGACCACGCGUGUGUCCCUAUCACGAAAUCCGACCCUGUUGUAAGCUACCGCGAGACGGUGACCGCCGAGUCCGACAGAGUGUGCCUGGCCAAAUCCUCCAACAAGCUGUGCCGGCUGUACAUGACUGCAGGGCCGAUGCCGGGAGGACUUGCUGAAGAGAUUGACGAGAACACAGUGACAGCAGUCCAGGACAGCAAGGAACGUGCGCGUUAUCUUGCCGACCAUUUCGACUUUGAUUUGAACCAGGGAAGGAAAAUCUGGAGUUUCGGCCCCGCCGGAAGUGGUCCCAACAUGCUGGUGGACAAGUCUCGAGCAGUGCAGUACUUGCAAGACAUCCGGGAUAGCGUGGUAGCUGGCUUCCAGUGGGGGUCCUCAGAGGGUGUUCUCUGUGAAGAGACGGUACGUGGCGUCCAGUACAACAUCGUGGACGCCAACAUCCAUCGUGACCCAAGUCACAGACGUGGAGGUCAGAUCAUCCCUGCCACCAGACGAUGCAUGAUGGCCGCCAUGUUGACAGCCAAACCGAGGCUGUUGGAGCCCGUGUUUCUCGUCAGUAUCGAGUGUAACGAGACAGUAGCUGGGUCUGUUUUCAAUGUGCUAGCCAAGAGACGAGGUCUGAUUAUUGAAGAGACCCAUCAUCCGGGCAAUCCUAUGUGCACCAUCAAAGCACACUUGCCGGUCAACGAGUCUUUUGGUUUCACCAGUGCGUUGAGGGCCCAGACAGGUGGUCAAGCAUUCCCACAAUGCCUGUUUGACCACUGGCAACUACUACCGGGUGACCCCACUGAUCCAAUGUCACGGGCUGGACAGGAAGUGGUGGACAUUCGCUCGAGGAAACAGAUGACCACCUCGAUACCACCUCUUGAGAACUAUUUCGACAAACUUUAAACACCUAAAUAAUUUGGUCACAUUUAAAGCAGUUGGGGAACAGUUUGAGAGAUUUUCACCUUCGUUUUCAUGAUUUAUUUCCAAAAGGUUUUAGGGACCGGGCGUUUAAUAUUUUUUGGGAAUCCGGAGAGGGUAAAAAUAAACACCAUAGUCUCUUUGGGAGGGUCAUAAAAAAUAUACAUAUUAAGGGUGGGUCAUGAAAAAAAUGUACAAGGGCAAGGGGAAGGUCAUCCAUAAAUAUCACAAGCAUUAGGGGAGGGUCAUUAUUUUCAGUACAUUAGUGCACCAAAAGCCUCUUGCUCAACAUCCCCCCCGAAUAAUAAAUGAUCGGUCCCUUAUCGUUGUAUUCGUGACCAACUCGUGUCAUUUGCAGGUUACGGAAAGGGGCUAGUGGUGACCAAUGUUAUCGUUGUACAUGCACGUACGCGUGUAUCAUGAAUAAUUUGUGAUCGAUAAGUUUUCUUCUUUGACUUCUUUAAGAUACAUGUUUAAGCAGAAUAGAAGAAGGAAAACUGGACGAUCUAUUGAGAAACAUGCGGUUUAACGAGAAUGUUUACAUCGCUAUAUAAAUUAAAACAUGACAUUUCAGUUUAAUUCUCUUCCGAUUUUUGCAUUUUUCGUUGGAACUGAUUCCUGUUAUGAGUUGUGUUCUAGCAUGAGUGUUCAUGCACCAACUUCCUUGUAUGAAGAGAAACUUUAUGAUGUUGUGUCUUAUGUUAUUUGUAACUGUUCCUCACUGUGAAUGAGACCUGAUUGUUCUACCAGAAAGUAUACAGUCCACGUUGGGAAUUUAUUGGAAUAGAUACAUUGACAAGUAAAUCAAGAAAAUAAAACCGAUAUUAACAUUA
Messenger RNA from Haliotis rufescens (red abalone), 3530 nucleotides. RefSeq names its product translation elongation factor 2-like. The transcript is spliced from 13 exons. The record is from RefSeq and is a predicted model, not a curated record. Gene Ontology annotation, cellular component: cytosol; ribonucleoprotein complex. Gene Ontology annotation, biological process: translational elongation. Bases 151 to 2682 code for a protein of 843 amino acids. Gene Ontology annotation, molecular function: translation elongation factor activity; GTPase activity; ribosome binding. NCBI's taxonomy places the organism in Eukaryota, Metazoa, Mollusca, Gastropoda, Lepetellida, Haliotidae.